AUGCGCGCCCAACCUCUCCUGCUGAUCAUCUUCAUCUUCUCUGCCCUCUUGGGUAUGUCAGCCGCCAACGCCCUGGGCAUGGAAGCAGUAGACCGCAUUGCUUCAAGAGACAAGCCAAAGAAGUACAUCUGCUGUCAGGAAAAGUCCUCUAGUUCAUGUUAUCAGAACCCCACGUGCUUUGGGAAAGAUACGCAGGUCGACGACUGCUGCUGCCAGUACAAGAAAUGUGACAAUGCGGCGUGCUGCUGCCUCUACAAGGAGGGUUGCGCGAAUGAACAGAUGCUGCUCCUUCCAGACGACGCUCUGGUCACUCGCUUCGGAGUCACCAAGAAAGCCUCUGAGCUCUAG
Molecule: messenger RNA, 348 nt
Organism: Jaminaea rosea
Lineage: Eukaryota; Fungi; Basidiomycota; Exobasidiomycetes; Microstromatales
Exons: 4
Coding region: 1-348 (115 amino acids)
Source: RefSeq, a predicted model, not a curated record